Molecule: messenger RNA, 2960 nt
Organism: Salvelinus fontinalis (brook trout)
Lineage: Eukaryota; Metazoa; Chordata; Actinopteri; Salmoniformes; Salmonidae
Product: leucine-rich repeat-containing protein 15
Exons: 2
Coding region: 111-2957 (948 amino acids)
Molecular function (GO): protein binding
Source: RefSeq, a predicted model, not a curated record
GAUAAGCUGAUUAACAGGAGUAAACUGUGUUUGCCUGACUCUCUCUAUAACUGUCUUACUCGCCUCUGUCCAUUAUAAGCCUCAAGACGAGAGGAAAUCAUCAGGAAAAAAUGACUAGAGGACACACCUUCAUCUGUCUUCUGCCUUUACUGAUUGGGUAUUCAUCUCAGUCCUGUGAGAAGGAGACCGACUGCCCCAAAGACAACCAGGAUGUUUACGGAAAGGAAGUGACACAGAUCCCAGUAAGUCUGAAAGCAGGUGUCACAGAGGUCUUCUUUGUGGAAAGUAACAUCAGUGUCAUCCCAAAGGGGGCCUUCGCCACCAACCCGAGUCUGGAAAAGGUAGAGUUCAUCACCACCCCCACCGUGUCCAUAGAGAACGGUGCUUUCGAGGGAUUGGUCGACCUCAAGCAUAUUGAGAUCUCCAGUACCCCACUAACAUCCUUGUCUGUAGACGUCUUCCAAGACCUGCAGAACCUGGAAAAACUUCUGCUGAAACUCAACAGGAUCCGUAGUCUGGAGAAAGGAUUGUUUGAUGGCCUUAGGAAACUGAGAGAACUCCAAUUACACAUAAACAAGAUUGACACCAUCGAGGAGGGGACAUUUGAUGACCUAGAAAACCUUCGGACCCUCCAUCUGGCCAAAAACCACCUCAGUUCUGUGUCCUCCACCCUGUUCUCAAAGCUGCACAAACUGGAGGUACUGAGGCUCUAUGAGAACCAACUUACCGCCAUUCCUGACGAUAUCUUAGAAAAUCUUUCCAAUUUAAAGGAGAUCGCUCUACAGGGUAACAAAAUCACUUCAAUAUCAGCCAAUUUGUUCCCACAUAAAGACAAAUUAAACAAGAUACUUUUGGACAAUAACAUGUUGACUGAAUUGCCUCCAGAAAUAUUUGUGGGCUUUCCUCUGCUUAAAACAUUGACACUAAAUGGAAAUAAACUUGCAAGUCUACCUCCUGUCCUCUUUGGAGAGAUGCCCAAACUGACUGAGUUGAGUCUCAGUCGAAACAUGAUUACCAGCCUUCCUCAGGGAGUAUUUAGUCCUCUAAAGAAACUCAGGAAGUUGGAUCUGUCUAACAACCAAUUGUUCACUGUGUCUGAAGAGUCUUUUGAGGGCCUUGAGAAGCUAACAGAACUCAAUCUUCAAUACAACCACAUCAAAUCAUUGAAAGCAAACACCUUUGAAAAGCUGACAUCACUAACCACCCUUAGACUGGCUCAUAAUAGCCUGGGGACACUUCCAGAGGAUAUAUUUGACCCCUUACCAAAACUCAACAAAGUCUAUUUAAACAACAACACUUGGGAUUGUGACUGCAGGAUGGUCCCCCUCUUCAAUUGGAUGAAGGCAAACCCUGGCAAGAUCAAGUCUAUGUCUCCUGAGAUCUGUAACCAGCCGGAGGAUUUAAAGGGACAAGAAAUCAUGUCUCUCAAAGAGGACCAGCUCAUAUGUCCUAUAACUCCUCUGACCACCACCGCUUCACUCACCACAACCACCACCACCACCACCACCACAACCCAAACAAACACACCACUUGUAACCACAAUGCCCACUACUAGAGUUACAACUACAUUGACAACCACUCAGCCACCUACAACUACUCUGCCAACUACAACAACUUUGCCAACCACAAUGGCCACCACAACUGAAGCCACCACCCCAACUACAACCACCAUUGUGACCACCUCACUAAUUACCACAACUCUGAUACCCACCACCAGAGGGACAACCACAGCACUGACUACAACCACAUUACCCACAUCUGCAAAAAUCACCACUUUUGCCCCUUCAACAACCACAGCUCCUACCACAACCACCACCUUAGCCCCUACUACAACCACAGCUCCUACCACAACCACCACCUUAGCCCCGACCACAACCACCACCUUAGCCCCUACUACAACCACAGCUCCUACCACAACCACCACCUUAGCCCCGACCACAACCACCACCUUAGCCCCUACUACAACCACAGCUCCUACCACAACCACCACCUUAGCCCCGACCACAACCACCACCUUAGCCCCUACUACAACCACAGCUCCUACCACAACCACCACCUUAGCCCCGACCACAACCACCACCUUAGCCCCGACCACAACCACCACCUUAGCCCCUACUACAACCACAGCUCCUACCACAACCACCACCUUAGCCCCGACCACAACCACCACCUUAGCCCCUACUACAACCACAGCUCCUACCACAACCACCACCUUAGCCCCGACCACAACCACAGCUCCUACAACAACCACCACCUUCGCUCCUACUACAACCACAGCUCCUACCACAACCACCACCUUAGCCCCUAACACAACCACAGUUCCUACCACAACCACCACCAUAGCCCCUAACACAACCACAGCUCCUACCACAACCACCACCUUAGCCCCGACCACAACCACAGCACCUACCACAACCACCACCUUAGCCCCGACCACAACCACAGCACCUACCACAACCACCACCUUAGCCCCUAACACAACCACAGUUCCUACCACAACCACAACCACAACCACCUUAGCCACAACCACAACCACUGUCACAACCUCAAUACCCACUACCACACUUUUUACCACUUUCCCAACAACCACCAUCACAAGAACCACCCGGAGAACCACCAUCACAAGAACCACCUGGAGAGACUCAACACAGCCACUGACCACGCCAAGGAUCUUCAGCUGUCCCAACACAGCACCUUCUCGUCACCCGUCCCCCUCCUACUACACCCGUCAGGUCUGGAGCAAGACCUCGCAGUGCAGGGCCCAGAUGAUAUCCUACACAGCCAUGCUGGUGGUGGAGAUAGGCUGCACCCUGGUGCUGGCUAAGUUCACCCUGUCUCUGUACAGCUUGCUACAGCGCAGGGAGAGGCUGUACACCCAGGUCAACCUUACUCACUUUUCCUACAGAAAGGAGGUCACGCUGAGGCCAGUCAAGGUGACAGAGACUGUGGGUCUGUGAUCA